CACAUGGGGGUGCGGGUGUGCAGGUGCCAAGCGCCAUGGGUUAGGCCCGAGAUUGGAGUCCGGCCGCCCCCCGACAGCAGCCGCCUCCUACUCCCCCGCGCGCCCCAGGCGCCACCAUGUCGGGCGACAAACUCCUGAGCGAACUCGGCUAUAAGCUGGGCCGCACAAUAGGUGAGGGUAGUUACUCCAAAGUGAAGGUGGCCACAUCCAAGAAGUACAAGGGCACGGUGGCCAUCAAGGUAGUAGACCGGCGGCGCGCGCCGCCUGACUUCGUCAACAAGUUCCUGCCGCGAGAGCUGUCCAUCCUUCGCGGCGUGCGGCAUCCGCACAUUGUGCACGUCUUCGAGUUCAUCGAAGUGUGCAACGGGAAGCUGUACAUCGUGAUGGAAGCGGCCGCCACCGACCUGCUGCAGGCUGUGCAACGCAGUGGGCGCAUCCCCGGGGGGCAGGCACGCGACCUCUUCGCACAGAUCGCAGGUGCUGUGCGCUACUUGCACGACCACCACCUGGUGCACCGCGACCUCAAGUGCGAAAACGUGCUGCUGAGCCCCGACGAGCGCCGCGUCAAGCUCACAGACUUCGGCUUCGGCCGCCAGGCACAUGGCUACCCAGACCUGAGCACCACCUACUGCGGCUCGGCCGCCUACGCAUCGCCCGAGGUACUCCUGGGCAUUCCCUACGACCCCAAGAAGUACGACGUGUGGAGCCUGGGCGUCGUGCUCUACGUCAUGGUGACUGGGUGCAUGCCCUUCGACGACUCAGACAUUGCUGGCCUGCCCCGGCGCCAGAAGCGCGGCGUUCUCUACCCCGACGGCCUCGAGCUGUCCGAGCGCUGCAAGGCCCUGAUCGCCGAGUUGCUGCAGUUCAGCCCCUCGGCCAGGCCCUCUGCUGGCCAGGUAGCGCGCAACGGCUGGCUGCGCUCGGGGGACUCUGGCUAAAAGCCGGGGUUCCCUCCAUUCCCGCCGCCUCGAGCACUGCGAAAGCGCAACGUACGCGCGAGAGGCGAACUUCCAGAGUCCCGCGAAGCCGCCGCAUGCCACUGCACAGGCGUCCUUCCCCCUUUCCCCGCUUCCUCAACGGCGAGGGCCAUAGUCGCCUCUGUUUGGAAUCUAGCUCCUCCUCCACGAUCCGGAGAGCAGGAGGUUGCAUACGCAUCCUCGAUUCCCUGCAGGAAGGUCUCGGGAGGGGGCGGGACACGAGGAUACGGAAGCCAUUGUGCCUGCGCGGAAUGAGCGACGGCUGCGCGGCGGGCGGUUGCAACCUGG
Messenger RNA from Pteropus alecto (black flying fox), 1265 nucleotides. RefSeq names its product testis specific serine kinase 6 (gene TSSK6). Gene Ontology annotation, cellular component: cytoplasm. NCBI's taxonomy places the organism in Eukaryota, Metazoa, Chordata, Mammalia, Chiroptera, Pteropodidae. Bases 117 to 938 code for a protein of 273 amino acids. Gene Ontology annotation, biological process: protein phosphorylation; microtubule cytoskeleton organization; intracellular signal transduction. The record is from RefSeq and is a predicted model, not a curated record. Gene Ontology annotation, molecular function: tau-protein kinase activity; ATP binding; protein serine/threonine kinase activity. The transcript has a single exon.